UUGCAGUGUGCGUGUCACUCGACGGAUGAGCUUCCUCAAGAAACCCGACAACUUCGCUCUGGAGAGCUGGUUGUUUGGGGAGGACAUUGAUACGAAGCGACCAUCUGCGCUGCAAGUGAGGUCGGCACCGACGUCUCGACCACAUUCACCAUCUCUGGGGUCGAAUGGCUCUGGUCCUGUCUUGAUGUUCAACCCCAAGCUUGUAGCUGCCGCCACAGACGCCGCCAACAAGAUUCAAGACACAUACAAGAAAAUGAGCACGAAAGCACUCAACUCGCAAUACCCCAUGCCAAUCAGCAAGCACUUCCGCAAAUACCUGAAGGCCAAGCAACAACAUUCGUUGGCUAAGACUGUUGAAGAGGACGAGUUGUUCUUGUCGCCGUCGUCCUACACGAGGCUACGCUCAUACACCCCUGCAUCACUGCCAGAAAUUGUAAAGGACCCCAAGAAGCUUCCGUACCUGCUUACGUUUCUGAGCGAUGCACAGACGAUGGAAGGCAAGACGAACUACCACCAGGUCCUGCUGUUCCUUCUAGAACUAGAGCAACAAAAGGCCGUCGGGGCACUUCCACCGCUUCUCAAGCUCUUCAACAAGUACUUUACGCGAGCUUCCGAAUUCUGCAUCUCCGAAACCCUCGAACUCACCAACGAGUUGGAACAGCUCGUGCUGGCCAACAUCCAGCAGCCCGACAUUGGUUGGCUCGGCUUCCGACCACUGCAAAAGCUCGCGUUCAAACGACUCGCGCGAGAAGAGUUGCCGCGCUUCAUAAAGAGCGACGCAUACUUGAAGAUGCUCAAGGAAGUGGAGCAAACUGCGGCGUUCGUCCCAAUGGAACGGUUUCUCACACAUCGCCGAGCUGCACACUAUUUUCUCCUCUUCCUCAUGCAACAGCGCCAGCAUUUCGAGUUGUACUUCUGGCUCCACGUCGAAUACGUUCUUCUGCCGUGUUCUUCAUCGCAGCCCUCGCUAUUCUGGUCUCUCACGGCCGACCUUGUAGCCAAAGCGGCGGUCGAUUCCACUGCGAUCCUGGACGGCACCAAGGCCACCCUUACUACAGCAGUCGCUUCGUCAAGUCGCCAGUCCCCCGAUGCCAUCACCACCGCGUUGGCAGCACUGAAAAAUGCUCAGAAGGAUAUUGUACGUCUCUUGUCGGCGUCGUGGUACGACAGAUUUGUCAAGAGCCGACUGUACGUGCUGGCCCUGCACGAUCGCAAGUCGAAGAAAGUUCUCGACAGCGAUUCAGAAGACGAAGCCGCGGCGCCAUCGUACUCCGAGUACGACACGGAUGUGUCGAUCCCAACCUCAUCUCUUGUCCACCACGAAGAAGAGAGCGAAGACGAUUCGGACGACGAUGCCAGUGACGAGAUCGGUGACGAAGACGAUGGGUCGUCGAACGAUAGCAAUUCCUGCCGCCGGCGCCGCAUGCUCCGCUCCGACAGACUCGACUUGGAGAGCAUCCUACGCAGCACAAACCUGCCCCCCGGCUUGCAAGUCCACUACCGACCCAACUACGUUGUCAGUGCCAACACAUUGUCCGACUAUUUGACCGGCGCCUCGACCUCCAACGGCGUCGAUUCCAUCGUGUUGUUCAAGACGAGCUUGGAACGGAGUAGCGGGCUCGAAGUGUCGUAUGUUCGGCGGGACAAGACGGCGGUGACGACACCAGAGGCCCAGCGCAAGAUCCAAGACUUGGCAAAGCGGAUCCAACCGUUUUUGGUCCCGCACGGCUUCCUGACGAGCGCCAAGGAAGCGAGUCAUGCCACGAUGCUGCCGUUCCUUGUCCUUCAAAACGGUCACGACGACCACUUGUAUGGCGUGAGCUACUUUACGUCGUGCAACUUGCCUCCUCCAAAGGGCGUUGCGACUGUGUCCGAUGAAUCCCCGUCUCCAUCUUCCCCCUCUGAGGAGAACCGAUAUGGCAUCCAUGGCAUUUGCCUCCUGUCAACGUAUCCGCUGCUGGAAACACUGCGGAAACUCAUGAUACAACAUGUUCGCCGCCAUCCAGGCGACGCAUGCGUGGUCCCGGACAACGCCCGGGAACUGUACGAAGCGCCUACGCCCAGCACCCCCACGACUCAUCAAGGGUCGCCCGGUACUCCCCUCGUUUUCACGUCACCCCCAACGCCGCAGCGACCGCGCCUCAUGACUGGCAUGUCGUUCCUCGACUUGCCCCCGCCCGCACGACUGGACUUUUCCCUGGACGAAUUGUUUCACCGCCUGAGUUCUGCCCUUGUUCUUGAAGUCGUUGCGAACGCCCUCCUCGAGCACAGUGUUAUCUUUGUCAGCAACAGCUACACUUCCCUCACGAUGUGCGCUGAAUCGGUCCGGUCGUUGCUGCAUCCGUUCACGUGGUGCCAUAUCUAUAUCCCGCUGCUUCCCAAGUCCCUGCUGUCGUACUUGCAUUGCCCGACGCCCAUCAUGGUUGGCGUUCACCAAAGCACGACAUCGAGAGACGACCUCCCCGUACCAUCGGACGCGUCGGCGACGAUUGUUGUCGACCUCGAUCGAGGGACUAUCGAGUACUUGGGGACGCGGCGUGUCGAGUGGGGCUCCAUGGGUCUGCAAGACUCUUGUCCCUCCAAGCACCAUAUCCGUAUUGUAGAUGCCUUCCACGAUGCCAAAUGUCGCCUGGAUGCUCUGUUGUCGUGGCGCCUAUGCGUGGAUGCAGUGGAUGACCAGGUGAUACCCGACAUGCAAGAUACAGGGAACCUCGACCAGCAACGAAGAAGCAUCUUCCAUGACCUGGUGUACUCGCUGCUGGACCACCACAACACGGCGUCGCUUGUCGUCGGCGACGCCCAUGACUCGGUCAUCAUGUUUGACGAGAUGAAGUUCACAGCGCUCCGACCUGCGCACGAAGCACCUUUCAUUGAGAGCCUAGUUCGGACCCAAAGUUUUUCAGAGAUCAUCAGCACCCAUCGCAUCGGCACGUCCUGCGAAGCGUAACCACCUUCAUAUCCAUCACGACGCGCAACGUGCUGUUUCGUUUCUUCGAUGCGCACUUUGUCAGAACAAUUUUGAAUUUCCAGAUAUUUUUCCAGA
Aphanomyces invadans is the source of this 3043-nucleotide messenger RNA. RefSeq lists its product as hypothetical. The record is from RefSeq and is a predicted model, not a curated record. NCBI's taxonomy places the organism in Eukaryota, Oomycota, Saprolegniomycetes, Saprolegniales, Verrucalvaceae. Gene Ontology annotation, cellular component: cytoplasmic vesicle. Bases 26 to 2947 code for a protein of 973 amino acids. Gene Ontology annotation, biological process: regulation of Rab protein signal transduction. The transcript has a single exon.